Quercus lobata is the source of this 3964-nucleotide messenger RNA. RefSeq names its product disease resistance protein RGA2-like. Lineage: Eukaryota; Viridiplantae; Streptophyta; Magnoliopsida; Fagales; Fagaceae. The coding region runs from base 231 to 3638 and encodes 1135 amino acids. The record is from RefSeq and is a predicted model, not a curated record. Gene Ontology annotation, molecular function: ADP binding. The transcript has 2 exons.
UAAAAAUGAAUUAAAAUCCCACUAGGAAUAUACCAUCCAAAAGAGAAUAUGCUAUAGUCAACUCAAGUCCACGCCCUUGGAACCAAAAGUAGAAAGACUUACAGGUAAAUUAAAGGCCUUGAAGCAAAAUACUAGCUGAUAAAGCAUUUCCCUUUUGGCAAUUCACUUCUCUUCAACUAUCCUGUAUUCCUAUGAAAAUUUAUUACUAGAGUGAGUGAAAGAGAGAUCAUAUGGCGGACUUACUUCUUUCUGCCUUGGUGAGCACUGUGGUGGGGAACUUGAAUACUUCUGCACUUCAAGAAUUUGGAGUUGCUUGGGGCUUGGGAGCUGAGCUUGAGAAACUUAAGAGCACGAUGUCUGCCAUCCAAUCCGUUCUCCAAGAUGCAGAGGAGAAGCAGUGGAACAGCGAAGCUAUCACGAAUUGGCUUAGAAAGCUCAAAGAUGUAGCUUAUGAUGCCGAUAAUGUUCUGGACGAGUUUGCAACUGAAGCUCUAAUGCGAAAGGUGGAGGGAGAGAAAGGUGCGACAAGCCAAGUAAGUAGCUUCUUUUCUCUUCGAAACAGACUUAUAUUUCGCAUGAAAAUGGCACAUAAAUUGAAGAAUGUGAGGGAUAGACUGGAUGCCAUUUCUAGGGAGAGAUCUGAUUUCCACUUGAGAGAGGGAGCUAUAAACAUGGAAGUUUUUGAUGUAAAAUUAGAUGGAAGACAAACUAGCUCACUUGUGAAUGAAAGUGUGAUUUAUGGAAGAGAUGAGGAAAAAAAAAAGAUCAUUGAAAUGUUGCUCACUAAUUUGUCUGAUGAUCAAGAUAAUCUGGCCAUUUAUGCUAUAUGGGGUAUGGGGGGCUUGGGUAAAACAACACUUGCACAAUUAGUCUACAAUGAUGCAAGGGUGAAGAGCCAUUUUGAAUUGAGAAUUUGGGUGUGUGUAUCAGAUGAUUUCCAGAUAAGAAGGUUGCUAAGGGCGAUCAUAGAGUCUAUUGAUGGUAGUGCAUGUAAUCUUUCAGAGUUGGAUCCACUACAGAAACAGUUGCAAGAAAAAUUGCGUGGGAGAAAAUUCUUGCUUGCCUUGGACGAUGUCUGGAACGAGAACCAAGAGGAAUGGGACCGCCUAAAACAUACGUUGAUGUGUGGAGCGAAAGGUAGUAUGCUUAUAGUGACAACUCGGAUUGAAAAAAUUGCACUGAUGAUGGCCAGAGUACUUCCUAUACACCACAUUGGAUGCUUGUCAGAGGAUGAAUCUUGGUCCUUAUUUAAAGGACGUGCAUUUGGGUUGGAAAGGGUAGAAGAAAGAUCAGAAUUGGAAUCAAUUGGCAAGGAAAUAGUGAAGAAAUGUGGAGGGGUACCUCUAGCAAUAAAUGCUCUUGGAAGCCUUGUGUGCUCAAAAAGAACGAAAAGUGAAUGGUUAAUUGUGAAAGAUAGUCAGAUUUGGAAUUUACCGAAAAGUGAGAAUUCCAUCCUGCCUGCCCUCAUGUUGAGCUAUCACCAUCUAUCCCCACAUCUAAGGCAAUGUUUUGCUUAUUGCUGUGUAUUUCCCAAAGAUUUUGAGCUUAGGAUGGAUAAGUUGAUACAACUGUGGAUGGCUAAUGGUUUUAUCCCCUCCAAAGGACCAUCGGAGUUGUAUGAUUUUGGUGUUGAUAUCUUCAAUGAAUUAGUACGGAGGUCAUUCUUUCAAGAUGUCAAGGAGUAUCCUGGCUGUAUGACAUGUAAAAUGCAUGACCUUAUGCAUGACCUUGCUCAAUCUAUUAUGAGGCAUGAAUGCGUUGCAGUGGAAUCUGGUAAAGAUGUGAAGGUUGAAGGCAGGAUUUUUCAUAUGUUUUUUGUCAUGAUCUCAUCACAAGACAUUUCUUUGAAUGAGGACAUAUGUAAAGUUCGAUCUCUACGCUCAUGCAUUGAUGCAUUUGAUUGUGAAGUUUCUCGGCCAUUCCUCUUAAGACAAAAGUAUCUUCGGGUAUUGGAUUUUAAAUAUGUGGUUCAGGAAGUACCGAGAUCAAUCAGCAAUUUAAAACAUUUGAGGUAUCUAGACAUGUCUGGGUCUAAUAUCAAAGUUUUACCUAAAUCAACAACCUGCCUCUUGAACCUACAAACUCUGAAACUAGACUUCUGUCACGAUCUUUGUGAGUUACCCAAAGGUAUGAAGCACAUGAAAAGCCUAAUGUAUCUUGGCAUCAUUGGUUGUAAUUCUCUAACUUGUAUGCCUGAAGGAAUGGGACAAUUAACUUUCCUCCAAUCAUUGAGCUUCUUCAUUGCUGGCAAGAAAAAUGGCUAUCAAGUAAGUGAGUUGAAAGGGCUAAACCUUCGAAACAAUUUGACAAUAAAGGAACUUGAUAAUGUCAGAAAUUCAGAGGAGGCCAAAAGUGCAAAUUUGAUUGGAAAAAAAAAUCUUCAUUAUCUAAGUUUGGAUUGGCGGAGUGACAAUAAAAGCCAUGUACCGGACCACGUUGAAGAUGUUCUUGAUGGUCUCCAACCUCAUUCAAAUCUGAAAGAACUGUCCAUAAACAACUAUCAUGGUUCAAAAAUUCCAACAUGGAUUCAAGAUUCAAUUCUUUGUGAUUUGGUUCGAAUUUCGCUAGAUUGUUGGGAAAGAUGUGAACAUUUGCCACCUCUUGGCAAACUACCUUUCCUCAAGGUUCUUCAUAUAACUGGCUGGCAUGCUGUGAAAUAUAUUGGCAAUGAGUUCCAUGGAGACGGUGCAAUUUCAUUCCCCUCAUUGAAGGAAUUUACGCUCCAUAAGAUGCGUGAUUUGGAGGAAUGGAGAACAAUGAAUGGAAGAGAAAAUUUUCCCUGCCAAAGCACAUUAGAUAUCACGGAUUGCCCAAAGUUAGUUGAAAUUCCUAUUAUUCCUUCCAUUACAGAUUUGACUAUGAGUAGAAACAAUGCAAUGUUAAUUAGGUCGGUGAUGAAUCUCACUUCGCUUUCUUCCCUUGUGAUUGAAGACAUGGAUGAUGAAUUGACAGUUCUUCCAGAUGGACUGUUGCAAAAUCAUAAGAUGCUUGAAAUGUUGAAGAUUUCCAAUAUGCCCAAUCUCAAGUCACUGACUAAUCAGUUGGAUAAUCUUUCUGCGUUGAAUGAAUUUCAUCUUGUAUGUUGUGACAAGAUCGAAAGUCUUCCAGAAGGACUCCAGAACUUACAUUCAUUACGGGAACUGCACAUACAGGGGUGUAAUAAUCUUUUGUCCUUACCAAUGAAUGGUUUGCAGGGCUUAUCUUCACUACGGAGUUUACACAUUGGGAGCUGCAACAAAUUCUGCUCUUUGUCUGAGGGAAUUCAAUAUUUAAUUGCACUUGAGGAUUUAUAUAUUGACAGCUGUCCUAAGUUAAUUUCAUUGCCAGAGGGUCUUCAACAUCUAACUGCUCUCCGUUAUCUGAAAAUCGUCAAUUGUGAAGACUUAUCUUCUCUGCCUAAGCAGAUUGGAUGCCUCACAUCGCUUUCAUUUUUGGGAAUUUUGAACUGCCCUAAUCUAACGUCUAUACCAGACGAGAUACAGAAUCUUACGGCACUUAAAUCAUUGAGAAUUGGAGAAUGUCCACAUCUGGAGAAGCGGUGCAAGAAAGACAGUGGAGAGGAUUGGCAUAAAAUAUCUCACAUCCCCCACGUUGACAUCAUUUCUUAUUCAGAGAUACCAUCAUCGACGGGUCCUUGAGAAUUCACCUUUCCUCUGGGAUUUCUGGUUCCACUGCAGCUUAUUGGGUUGGGCCUAGGCUGAAGAGUGAUAGGGAGAGGUUUCCUCCUAACAAUGUUUUACUUAUGCUUGCUGGUGCUGGGCUAUUGUGGAUGGGUUGGUCGGGCUUCAGUGGUGGGGCACCCUACGCAGCAAACGUUGACGCUUCAAUAGCAGUCAUAAACACCAACAUAAGUGCAGCCACUAGUCUUCUUGUUUGGAUAAGAGUGUUUCCCAAUAAGACUUCUAGUGUUAAUGAAUAUGAUUAGUGUCACAUUAAUGACAUAAUAUAUAAAUAAAUAAUACAA